Molecule: messenger RNA, 1813 nt
Organism: Anthonomus grandis grandis
Lineage: Eukaryota; Metazoa; Arthropoda; Insecta; Coleoptera; Curculionidae
Product: outer dense fiber protein 3
Exons: 11
Coding region: 167-1414 (415 amino acids)
Cellular component (GO): cytoskeleton
Source: RefSeq, a predicted model, not a curated record
UGUCUGCGCGCUUUUUGGUGGGGAUCCGCGAACUUUUCAGCCGCGAAAUAAACGAAUUCGAAGGAUUAGUUUCGAAAGCGCGCUUACGAAGUUUUGGUGUGGUGCGGUACUGUGGUUUUCCAUUUUCUCGCCAUAUUUAUUUACAUACUAAAAAUACUAAAUCAUCAUGGGUGGUAUGACUCAAAGGCCGUGGACUCCAACCAAGAGGCGUGGGCCGAUCGCUGCUGAAUACAAUAGUCCAGGACCAGCGUGUGUUUCUUUACCAUCUUAUAUUGGUAAGAAGCCGUUAGAAGCAAAAACCGGCAGUGCUCCGGCCUUUACUUUUGGAGCUAAGGCUAAUAAUAAAUUGGAAAGCGUUGGGCCAGGUCCUGGACAGUACAACGUAACUGGCUUAAGUGCAAAGGGAAAAGAUAAUCCACCGGCCCUAAGCCUUCAUAGUAGACCAAAGGAACCAAAGCCAGAGAACUUCCCUGCUCCUGGUGAUUACAAUCCCGAUAAGGCUGAAAAAGUGAUUCAUGACAAUUCCCCUAAAUAUACCUUUGGUCUUAAGACUAAUGUUGGGAAACCUACUGAUACUCCAGCUCCUAACGCUUAUAAACCGUUUGUGCGCACUGGUAGCCACAGGUACUCGUUUGGACGAAGAACACCAAUUUGUAGGGUAUCUGAUACACCUGCACCAAAUGUAUAUAACGUUGAAAAAGCUGAUUCGGUUCUCGAGCAUACUCCAAAAUAUAGUUUCGGGGCUAAACUAAAUGCGGCAAAACCUAUGGAAACUCCUGGCCCAAAUGUAUAUAACAUCGAAAAAGCUGACUCUAUUAUGCUCGAUCAUACACCCAAAUAUAGCUUUGGGGCAAAACUAAAUACGGAGAAACCCAUUGAUACUCCCGGACCUAAUGUAUAUAACGUUCAGAAGGCCGAUUCUCUUCUGCUUGAACAUACACCAAAAUACAGUUUUGGAGCUAAACUUAAUACGGAGAAACCUGCCGAUACCCCCGGUCCCAAUGUAUAUAACGUUCAAAAAGCUGAUUCAGUUCUCCUUGAGCAUACCCCAAAGUAUAGUUUUGGUGCGAAAUUGAAUACAGAGAAACCAGCUGACACUCCUGCGCCCAACGUAUACAACAUUCCCUCUGUGGUGGGAGACAAAAAAGGAUCUCCAGCAUAUACGAUAUCUGGUAGAAACAAAGAUCCUGUAGAUGAAAGAGUAAAGAAUCCAGGACCGGGACAGUAUAAUAACGUAGACCCUGAGCACUACAAAACUCACUCGCCCGCUUACACCAUCAGCGGUAGAACAAACAUUCCCAAAGAUGAUACUAUCCCUGGACCCGGAGUAUAUUCUCCAGAAAAGGUUGUGCUAGAAUAUCCGCCAGCACAUAGUUUUGGAAUUAGACACUCUCCUUAUGCCGACCACUACUGAAAACUUGUCGAACUUUAAAUACGAUCCGACUGCCGUCUUUUGCCAUCUCUAUUAAUUGUAGACGCAGAUUUUUUUUUUCUUUUAUAAGUUGGUACAUUGUAAAAAAACAUGUUUUAAGCAUUAAAUAACGCGUAAUGUAUAGAUAUAGUAACCCGUACAUUGCUUCUAACAAGCUGUUCAGUUUGCCUAGUUGAAACUUUUGAUUCAAUAAAAAUAUUAUUACGAUUAUUAUUUAAAAAAAAUCAAGUUCCUGUGGGGCUUUAAUCAACAGUUGCUUUGUAAUAUUAAAAUAUGCCUGUGUUUAUUCAAUGUUAAUAUUUUUCUUACAUAUUAAUAAUUUAUAUAUAUUUCUAUACCAUUGUUUUAAUGUUUGGUUUAAAUAAAUUGUGUAAAACAUAA